UUUUUUAUGUUUGUUUGUAUUAAAAAGCAUCCGAACUUAUAAAAGUGUAGUGCAGUGCAUAGGACAGCAUCUUGACUCAUAGUACAGUACUGUUGUAUUGAUGGAAGGCAAGAAUGAUUCAUUUGUUUUCUCUGUGUUUGAAAACACUUUAUAUGAUAGUUACAUAUCAGAAACAAUUUCUGUUGGUCAACUAUAUUCAAAACCUCAACUUCUACAAUUGGAAUCUCUUCUUCAGAUAUGUUUUUCUAUUAAUUUGUUUUUUUCAUUAUUCUUCCUCUUUUUCUUACUUUGAAGUUUUAUCACUUGAGAAUCCAAAGAAGUGAGCUUAAGAAUUAGCACAUUUCUUUCCCUGCUUAAGUUUUCAGAUGUGAUCCUCUCUCUCAAUAUUUUUUUUUGUUUUGCCAAAACAACUCAUCUAACUUAUUUGUGCAUAUUUUCUCAGAAAAAAUUGGCAGAUAUAAAUUGCAGUUUUUGACAUUUGACAUUUGUAUAUGGGGAAAUAAUUCCAUUUCUUGUACCCUACUAUAUUAUUUGAAAAUUGUAGUUGCUUUACCAUUUUAAUUUGGAUGAAGGUAUAUAUGAACGUUGUAUCCAAUUAUAAAGAGACAUAUAUAGAAAUUUACAUGGGCUUCUCCAAUUCUUUGAAAGUAUUUAAACAACUCUUGUAUAUGGAAACAAUUCCAACCUUUCGAUAAUUUUUUUUUUUCCUUUUAUAGGGGCUAAAAGUUGAACGAAUUGAAUCAUGGUAGAAUCUAUAGACCCGAAUAGCACUUCAUUCUAUAUACAAGAUUAAACAUACCAUUAAAAUUUAAAAUCUCCCCUAAGUUUUUUUAUUUAUUUUAAAUUUAUUUAUAAAUUUGAAAUAAAAACAUGUAGAUGUAACUAUUUCACAAUUGAUUUUGAAAGGGUCAUCAUCUCCAUGCCAUAAAUGUAAUAGAAAAGAUUUGAAUCCAGUUCCUAAAUAUACGUAUAUAUAUCUUUUCUUUUUUUUUUUUUUAAACUAUCUUUGGUAAAGACUGAUUCAAAGGAAUUUGUUAGCGAAUAACAAUGGUUGACAGUUUAAAAACAAUAUGGCCUUCCUUAUUCCCGGCUCAACAUGUCUUAUUUUAGAAUCAUGAGAAACUAUAAAAACUGUUGUUCGACAUCAAAAUAUAUCUACCACUUCCAUUUCAAAGCGAUGCUUGCCAAUAAGGUGAGGUGGUUUUGAUCGAUUUUGGUUUGGUCUAUUAAAGUCCGAUCCCAUAGCACACCAGGGGUUCGGUCCAAAAUAGACCUUAAAAACCAAUACUAGUUUAAAAUGGAGCUAGUCAAGCUCACUUGUAUCCUCAUCCUUUUUUUCUCUUUUGCUGCAUUCAUUCCCACCCUCUCUGCUGAUGAGGUUUUGCAGAACCAAUCUGAAGAAUCCAAGGCCAUAGAAGUCGCCGACGAAUGGGCAUUAAAUGAAAACGAGACCAACUGCACCAAAUUGUUCACCACACCAAGGGUCACUCAUGUGUCAAGCAACAUCACAAGGAGAGGCCUAGCACGUAAGAGGUACACAGGGCCAUGCAAGCCCACCAAUCCAAUUGACAAGUGCUGGAGAUGCACACCCAACUGGCAUAAGGACAGAAAGAGGCUGGCAAGCUGUGUCAUCGGAUUCGGCCGUAAGACCACCGGUGGCAAGGCUGGUAAAAUCUAUGUCGUCACCGAUCCUUCUGACAACGAUGUCGUGAGCCCGAAGCCCGGAACUCUCCGCCACGCCGUGAUUCAGAAGGAGCCGCUGUGGAUCAUAUUCCAACGCAGCAUGACAAUCAAGCUGAAACAGGAGCUGAUCAUGCAGAGCCACAAGACCAUCGAUGGCCGUGGGGCUAAAGUACACAUCGCUUAUGGUGCUGGUUUUACCAUCCAGUUUGUCCAGAACGUCAUCAUUCACAACCUCUACAUCCACGAUAUCGUGGUUACUAAUGGCGGCAUGAUCAGAGACUCAGUCGAUCAUGUUGGUCUUAGAACUGUGAGCGAUGGAGAUGGCAUUACGGUCUUCGGGUCCAGAAAUGUUUGGCUUGAUCAUCUCUCCAUGUACAGAUGUGCUGAUGGCAUCAUCGAUAUCAUUGAGGGAUCUACUGCUGUCACCAUUUCAAACUGUCAUUGGACAGAUCACGAUAAGGUGCUGCUAUUUGGUGCCCGUGAUACAAACGUUGAGGAUGACUAUAUGAGAAUUACAGUUAUAUAUAACCAUUUCGGAAAGAGGUUGCUAUCUCUUCAUGCGAGGGUUCGAUCAGGAUUCGUUCAUAUCAUUAACAAUGACUACACUCACUGGAACAUGUAUGCCAUUGGCGGUAGCCACCAUGCCACUCUCAUUAGCCAGGGCAAUCGUUUCAUUGCUCCACCCAGGCCUGAAUUUAAACAGGUUACCCAUAGGGACGCCCCUGAGUCAGAGUGGAAGAAAUGGACAUGGAGAUCAGAUCAAGAUCUUUUCUUGAAUGGAGCCUUCUUUGUGCAAUCUGGAGAUGCCAAUGGGGCCAAGCGAAUUGGAGGCCUUGACGUUGUUCAAGCAAAGCCAGGCAGAGCAGUUAAGAGUCUCACCCGCUUUUCCGGUGUGCUAGGUGGUUGCAAAGAAGGUGUACCAUGUUAGGAACAAUUUUUGUGAAUGCCAUGCAGUCACCUCAUCUGUAUUAAAUUUAAAUUUAUUUAUUUUUUAAAUUUUGCAAUACAAAAUGAAGGGGAUUGAGGAACA
Camellia sinensis is the source of this 2713-nucleotide messenger RNA. RefSeq names its product putative pectate lyase P59. Gene Ontology annotation, molecular function: pectate lyase activity. Lineage: Eukaryota; Viridiplantae; Streptophyta; Magnoliopsida; Ericales; Theaceae. The record is from RefSeq and is a predicted model, not a curated record.